Aspergillus glaucus CBS 516.65 is the source of this 1236-nucleotide messenger RNA. RefSeq lists its product as uncharacterized. The transcript has a single exon. The coding region runs from base 1 to 1236 and encodes 411 amino acids. Lineage: Eukaryota; Fungi; Ascomycota; Eurotiomycetes; Eurotiales; Aspergillaceae. The record is from RefSeq and is a predicted model, not a curated record. Gene Ontology annotation, biological process: glycerol-3-phosphate catabolic process. Gene Ontology annotation, molecular function: oxidoreductase activity, acting on the CH-OH group of donors, NAD or NADP as acceptor; NAD binding.
AUGACUCCUGAAAUCUUCGACGCAACCUCAGCGGUCACCGUCAUCGGCGCAGGACCCUGUGGAUGUGCCUUUGCGGCAGACCUGGCUAGCCGCGGAAAAUCCGUCAUGCUGUACGGCCACCCGGACCAUCGUGGUGCAAUCCCGAUGAUCGAGAAGAAUGGUGGCUGGCUAAACGCAGAUGGGGACGACGUCAGUGGAAGAUUCCAGAUCAAGACCACCAGCGAUCUGUACCUGGCCAUUCGACACUCCCCGUUCCUCGUGUCCACCGUGCCCUCGUACGGCCAGGACACCAUCCUACAGACACUGAGCCAAUUCAACCUGCGAAACCACACCCUCAUCAUCAACGUGGGUAACUUUUUCUACCUUGCUGCCCGCCAGAAAGCCAACUUCCAUGCCAUCCUCGAGACCGACAUCUCCCCUUACGCCGUUCGCAUCACGGGCGAGACGGUCUUCGUCAAGGGUGUCAAGAAGAGCUUGACCAUCUGGGCCGAACCACCCACGACGCAGGCCAGGCGUCAUAACCAACAGGCGGAACUCACCCUCCGCCGACAAGUCGAGUCGAUCUUCUCGCAGCGCCUGGUGUGGUGCCAGAACCUCCUCCAAGUGGGCUUGAACAACAUCAACCCGGUCGUGCACUGCCCGGCGGCGCUCAUGAACGCGGGCUGGAUUGAGGCCACCAAGGGCGACUUCUUUUUCUACGCCCAGGGCAUGUCACCCUCUGUCUCGAAGGUGUCUGAGAAAGCGGACCAGGAGCGACUGGCGAUUGGCCGCGCCUACGGUUUCGAUCUUGUCGACAUCACGACAUACAUGAACAAAAACUACCAGCAUGACCGAGAAUUCCACGACUACCAUGAUUUCGCCGCAGGGUCCGUGAUCCACAACAAGACCAAGAGUUCCCCAGCGACCUUGAAGCAUCGCUAUCUGCUCGAGGACAUCCUCUUCGGGAUGGUCCCCUGGUACGAGCUCGGUCUGAAGUGUGGUCUGGCUUCGCCAACUAUCCGGGCACUCAUCGAGAUGGCCUCGGUCGUCAGCGGCUUCGACUACUUCGAACACGGGAGGACUCUGAAGGCUGCUGGACUGGCUGAAGCCUCCAAGGAACAGAUUCUGAUGGCCUUGGGAGGAUCCUUGGACAACACCACCAACGUCUACGCUCCGCUUUCAGACUCGCUUGUCAACGCUAGUGUCAACACAUUGGAGUCGCAUGCUCCACUGCAGAAGCCUCAAGUCGCUGUGUGA